This is a messenger RNA of Suillus clintonianus, 2665 nucleotides long. RefSeq names its product patatin-domain-containing protein. The transcript is spliced from 20 exons. Gene Ontology annotation, biological process: lipid metabolic process. The record is from RefSeq and is a predicted model, not a curated record. Gene Ontology annotation, molecular function: triacylglycerol lipase activity. The coding region runs from base 92 to 2560 and encodes 822 amino acids. NCBI's taxonomy places the organism in Eukaryota, Fungi, Basidiomycota, Agaricomycetes, Boletales, Suillaceae.
CUUAAGGCUACCGUGUGUACACUGUAUACGACCUGGACCGUUCGCUGACUCUUUCACACAACUUACCGCCGCUGGCAAUAAAACUUUACUGAUGGAAGCGCCAUCGGAUUCAGACUACGUUGACGAGUCACACAUACAAGCUUUCAUAAACGCCUUACAGUCGGACGACCUAGAUAGACAUGAUGCUUUAUCAACAGCUUCACCCCACACCGUUCCUAGCUCCCCUGUGCCACAGAGCCCUCGAGUGAGGAAGGUCUCUGCUCUAUCCGAUUUUGCUCCAAUCAACUUGAAGGUGAAGAGAAAACGAAAGGGGGAUAAGUCUACUGGUAGAAGGCAAGAAUGGUCGUUUCUCGUGCUCCGAUGGCCACUCCUUUUUUUGAUAUUUAUCCUCAUUGCGGCUCAAUUCGGGUUCUACAUUCUCAUUAGACAACUCGUGAAUACCAAAGAAUGGUUGCUAGCAUGGCGGGGACAGAAGGGCCUUCUGCGAAAGCGUCUUCGUGGGGCACGCACGUAUCAAGAAUGGAAGGAAACGGCAGCGAUGCUCGACGAAUUUCUUCUGUUUAAUCACUGGAAGAAGGUUGACGAAGAUGCGUUUUAUGAUUGGAAACUCUUGCGCAAGGUAAAACGGUCGCUGAAGAUUUUGAGAGAGAAGAAGGAUGUUCGCGGCGUUCUCGGUGUAUUAGAGACGUGUAUCAGAACCAACUUUGUGGGAGUCGAGUCCCCCAGGCUCUAUAGUGAAACUUUCCUGGGCACCAAGGACUUAAUCGAAUCAUACCAUACAGAGCUGCAAAGCGCGUUGCAAUUUGUUAGAGAGUCCUCGGAGCUCUCAAUUGAAGAGAAAAGGAGAUUCUUCAAGAAUGCUAGCACUAAUCUAGGCACAUCUGCCUUGUGUCUCUCCGGUGGCGCAUCUUUUGGAUAUUACCAUUUUGGUGUCGUGAAAGCCUUCCUAGAUGCAGGGCUGCUCCCCCGGGUUAUUGCUGGAACAUCCGCUGGUGGUCUUGUUGCUGCUCUGGUAUGCACGCGUACAGAUGCGGAACUGAAGACUCUUCUCGUUCCGGAACUCGCUCGUAAGCUGACGGCAUGUGAAGACCCUCUCACUGUAUGGGUCAAACGUUUUUGGGCCACUGGCGCAAGAUUUGAUAGUGUUGCGUGGGCUCGUAAGUGCACGUUCUUCACAAGAGGUUCCAUGACCUUUCGAGAAGCCUAUGUACGGACUGGGCGGAUCCUCAACAUUUCUGUUGUCCCUGCUGAUCGCCAUGCUCCCACGAAGCUUCUAAAUUACAUGACUGCGCCGGACACGAUAAUUUGGACGGCCCUGCUCGCUUCAGCAGCUGUACCUGGCAUUCUCAACCCAGUUGUGCUCAUGCAAAAGCUCAGCGAUGGUCGCAUAGUGCCAUGGAGUUGGGGUAGCAAGUUUAAGGACGGGUCUUUAAGGGUUGACAUUCCUCUUCAAGCUCUUAAAAUGUACUUCAAUGUUACACACCCGGUUGUGUCACAAGUGAACCCUCACGUCCAUUUGUUCUUCUUUGCGCCUCGUGGGUCGGCAGGAAAACCGGUAGCUCAUAGGAAAGGAAAGGGGUGGCGAGGCAAUUUUAUUCUGUCUGCGGCGGAACAAUGGCUCAAACUAGAGCUCACAAAGAAUUUCAAGGUGAUUCGUGAUCUGGAGCUUCUUCCGCAGUUGCUCGGACAGGACUGGUCCAGUGUCUUUCUGCAACGUUUUGAUGGGGCUGUCACGAUCUGGCCGAGAACGCGAAUUUUGGAUUGGUUGCAUAUCUUGAGCGACCCGGACUCGGCCGAGCUUGAACGAAUGAUGACAGUCGGGCAAGUUGUAACGUGGCCUAAGUUACAUAUGAUUGAAAAUCGGUUUCGUAUAGAAAAUGAGAUUCUCAUGGGUCGACAGGCAGUCCGCAUGGCAAUGGAUCGGGUUCGGUCUCGCACAAAUCCCGGCGACACCCGGAAUAUUGUUGUCAACGGCCAAGCCGUCCCCGAGCCCGUUACUGGCACUCGACUUCGUACAAGGUCCGAAUCGCCAAUACCCGUGGACUCGGACACCGAACGUGCAUUCGAAGACAAUGGCACGGCUUGGUACUUCCGCCGUGGUCGCCCGACAGCUGGCGCUCCACGAGAAUCUGAGACGAGUACACCGUAUGGAAACAACUAUAACAACAUUACCGACCCUUUACGUUCUCCUGAUCUGCGUCGCAAGUGGACGUCUGAUCUCCUGGAUCGCAAUGAUAGCGGAGCUGGAAACUCGUCUGCAAGCCCGCGUGCAGCCACGCCAGAACAGUCUACGGGUGAUCAAACGCAAAACGCUUCUAAUUCGUCCACAUUCUUCAGAAAACUUAGGCCGGGAACGUUGUCGAUACCAUUCUCGGGUUCUCAUAGACCUGCCAGAUCUAAUGGGAGGGGUCUGAGUGUAGAUGCAUCAGAAUUAGCCUGGAGUAGUGAAAGCUCGUCGGAGGAUGAAUUGGAUCAUCUCCAACCAGAGUCCACUCUUCACGUGAGGUCUGAAUUCAAUCAAGAGGCAGUUUCAGAUGGAGAAGGAGUAGAUUCAGACUGAUUCAGUGUUCCUAUUACUUGUAUAUUUUACACCGACUGUAGCCAUGACUUUCAUCAUGUAUUUCUGCACUCCCCCUCAAUGAAAUUACAUAGUUUGUACAUUGUA